UUUGGAGUCUCGGAAGGAAAUUGUGAUCAGGCAGUUCUAUGGUUCUUUUUUUGUUCCUCACUGGCAGUGUCACAUUGAAUAUACGUUUUUCUUGUUGGUAAAAUAAUCAAUUGCAAUUGUUUACAUGGCGACGACUUCAACCUGAUAUUUCAAUGUGAAUCUCGAAGAAUUGUGGAAUUACUCAAGCGAGACCCCAUGGUGGGGCAAUUAGUGAAUUUUUCUGGCUCUCAAGCAUAAUUGGACGGAGGUGGAAUGUGGAAAAUUCCUUGGAUUUUCUCACCAAUGCACUUCUUAUGCAAUUAUUGAGUGAUUUUCCCGCCUUCUCAUACUGACUUUUGCCUACAUUUUGGGAUUUAUCUUCAUGAAAUCUUCCGCACCAACAUUCCUAUUUCAUCACCAAAGAAAUUUCCACCUUCAAUGAAAGUCGUUUUUCCACCCAAAUGAUCCAAUUUUGUGAUGUUGUCUCCACAUCAUCAUUCAUUUCCUGUCCAUGAGAUUGUGUAUAAAAGAUAACAACAAUCGUGCUGGAGAAAUUAGAGUUUUUUAAACCUUCGUCGAGAUGAAAAGCCUCAUUACAUGGUGCUUUGUCUUGGCAUUCCUCUGGGCUCCAAUUCUGGCAGAGGAUGAAGAAAAUUUGGAUACUGUGGACCGAGAUCAGAAAAAACGGCAAACCAUCUUGAGCACAGCAGCAACUCUUCCAGCAUCAUUCUACCAUGCUCCAUCUGUUGCCACUUCGGCGGCUCUUGUGGCAGCACCAACAGCCACAGUAGCACCAAUUGUUCAUGCAACUCCUGCCCCAAUCCUUCAUGCACCAGCGACAUCCAUUGUGGCUGCCCCAGCUCCCAUUCCUUUCACCCGAACUGUUGUCCCAAUUGCUCGACCUGUGGCCUUUCCCCUUCCAGCACCAGCUGCCAUUCCUUACUCUUUUAAUUUUCCUUUCCACAAACCUGCCAUCCCCUUCCACGUUGCCCCAUACCCUGCUCUCACCCACGCAUUUGCACCUGCUCCAGUCUUUCUCCCUCACACACAAUAUCCUCUAGCCACUGCCACUUCCACCACAGCCCUGAAAGUCCUGCCAGCACCCAAUCUUGUGCCCUCCUUUGCACCAGUUUAUAGGUAUGGGGUAGAACCAUACGGAUUCGGAUACCAUUCAGCCUUGAAAUACUUCUAGUCCUUAUGCUGACCUCAAAAGCCACCACAGCACAGUUUACGCAGACGGUUUCUCCCAAAGCAAAUUUAUCAAUAAUAAUGUUCUCUCAGCAAUAAAGCAAAUUCAAGCAAAACGUUGGGAAUCUUUUAAAAUUUAAUUCACUGAAAACGUUUUUCGAACACCAAUUCUGAAACUAGCAAAAUUAUUUUGUAUUUUGCUAAGAUGCACAAUAUUAACAAAAUAAAGGGAAUUUAUAUAAUAAA
Phlebotomus papatasi is the source of this 1413-nucleotide messenger RNA. Its product is annotated as calphotin-like. The record is from RefSeq and is a predicted model, not a curated record. The transcript is spliced from 2 exons. NCBI's taxonomy places the organism in Eukaryota, Metazoa, Arthropoda, Insecta, Diptera, Psychodidae. The coding region runs from base 560 to 1171 and encodes 203 amino acids.